Messenger RNA from Cephus cinctus (wheat stem sawfly), 6785 nucleotides. RefSeq lists its product as uncharacterized. NCBI's taxonomy places the organism in Eukaryota, Metazoa, Arthropoda, Insecta, Hymenoptera, Cephidae. Bases 2121 to 5051 code for a protein of 976 amino acids. The record is from RefSeq and is a predicted model, not a curated record. The transcript is spliced from 9 exons.
UGAUGGCGCGCAAGCCGCCUGUCGGCGUCAGGCCGUCCCUUAAGGAGGUUGCAGAUCAAUAAGUUGAUUUGCCGAACGUCAUAAGAGGCACCGAGAAAGCAGAAGACGCCUAAGACAAUCAGGAUAAAAUCGAGCAAAAGAUAAUCCAGUCGAGGGUGUGUCCGAAUAAUCGUUUGAUCUUAAUAGGGGGAGCCUUUCGUUCAGUACCGGUGGCCAUUUUGUUCGCGAGGAAACGCGUGCGGGGCCCGAGGGGACGACAAAUGGAAAGUAGUCGAGGAGUCGCUGUCGAGAUCACGGAGUGUUCCCUGUGUACGCUAGUUUUGUGUCUGUAGUGCGCUUCCACAUGUUAAUAGAUAAAUUCGUCAUAUAUAAAAACAACGUGUCUGGUGGUCAGGCGCUAACACGGGUUAGGCGGCUCGAGUAACUCGGUGAAAAAUAAAUCGGGGCUUUCUGAUUGGUCGAGAUAAAAAAAUCCGCGAAGCCUCUUCGGAGCCGAAACCGAUGGCGCAGUCGUGCCGAUGCUAGUUGCUGGCUGGUAGUUAAGGGUGACGUAGCGUGACGCACUUGGCGUAGGGAAACGUGGUGCGCGAUUUCCCCCAGUAGCGGCGCCAGAGGUCACUAGCCUCACUCGACUUGACGCUUCUGCUCCCAUUCGCGAAAUUCGACCGGUUGCCGGCCGAGUCUACGUCGAAGAAAGACGUCACGUUAACAUUCCAUUACGUUACGUUACGUUACGUUAAACGCAAGUUCGCCGAAAGUCAUGGAAAUCACCACGAGUCUUUCUGCACUCACUCCGUUAAUUCUCGAAGAAUCUGACAGUCUCCGGCUUUGAUCCUUAAAGAUCUUGAAGAAAUAUCAUACACGGCGGUGCUCGCGAAACUACGUGCGCACCAGCUUCCUUCAUUCUUUUAUUCUCUCUUUCUGUCUCUUGGUCUGAUCUCCCUCUACUAUCCUCGGCGACAUCCUCCUGCCUCUCUGACCGGCACAACUCCGUUGCACUUUCUUUUUACUCUCUUUUUCUCUCCAUUAUUAUAUCCCAUCUCUCUGUCUCUUACUAGCUCGCUCUUUUUAAUUCUUUAUUCCCUCCUACCGCGAGAAUGCAGUGGCGAGGUUAUGAACGGUCGCAACGUCGAAUACGUGGGGUGUCCUAAUGCCUCGGGACGACGAGGUAUACCAUUAGAUUCUCAGGAGAGGUUCACUGUGUCUUUUUCGUGUUUCUUUGACGUAUCAAGGAUAAUCCGAAGACGCAACGUUUCAAGCCAGUGCCAAGUUAAGUUAUUACAUCGUCGCCGUAUGUGCAGUACAUGGGAUAAAAUGGAGCCUACUGCUGUAAUCAGUCGAUAAACCGUCAGGACUGUAGCUCCUUAUAGCCUUCCACGAAAUUUAGUGUUCAAGUGUAGUAAAGAGACAUCGUGCAAGACAUCGUCCCUCUUUCUGCUGUCAAUGUGAAAUCAGAUCCGGACGAGAGGACGUGUCGAUCUUCGUAGAAGAAUUACUUCAAACAUAAUUUGCUCAUUUAACCACUGAGAGGCGAAGUCGUCGGUAUCCAGAGUGUUAUUCCCAUAAGAAUACAUCAAAGACUGGAAAUUCUACCAGGAUUCGAUGGAGAUAAGUCAUGAGCUAUGCACGGCUACGGAGUCCUCGCUACACUCUCCUGGUAACGUAGAACUCAUCUAGCUGCUAUGUGCUGUGAUUUAUCGACGGUGUUGUCAUUCCUCGUUUGAUCGAUCCAUAGAAUCGUUGGUAAAGCAUUCCGUUUAUUGUGUAUAUUUAGUCUCACUGUAAUAUUACAAUUCGUUCUUUGAUAAGAUAACUGAAGCAAACUGUUAAUUGAAAGAAGUACAAUUCUGAACGGACUGUCGAAGGAUUUAAAGGAUUUGUCCGAGGAAUAUUAUAUACAAGAUAAUCGUUCCUGAGAAUACCUCUGACCUUUACAAGGGCAUUCUUUGCGCGUGGAACAUGUCGCCGCGCAGUGCUUAAGAGAUAAUUCCAUAAUGCUGCUGUGCCGUUAGACGUCAUUCCAGAACGCACCGGAGAAUAAUCGUGUGAGUGAUUGGAUGAGAUAAAAAUGCUACGAGGAAUAGAUCGUGUAUGAAAGACACAUCCUCCAGGCUUUCGCAAUGGCGGAAGAUCAAGGGGACUCAAUGGUAAAUGGAACAAAGGUUGAGCAACUUACUGACGGUCAAGCUGAUAUUGCACUUGUGGAUGCAUCGACAGAGACACCGGCAGGAUCGUCUGCAGGAAUCCGGGACGAUAAAGCGAAGAACGGAGAUUCUCAUACGUCUGUGUUGUCCAUUGUUACGCCUUCCAGUAACGAAAAUCCGCUGACGGAAAGUUGCAAUGCGAAUAAACUAGAAGAGACCGUGGGCACGGGGGAGUCAGAGGUUAAGAAGCUUCCUGUGGAAACGACAUCUUCUAAUGAAGAAAAGCCCAUAGACAGCCAUGAACGUACCGAGACGAUAAGUACGCAGAAAUGCGAAAACACGGUUGAGGAAGCUGUGACCAGUAGGAAGAUAUCCGUUGCCAAGGACGACGUGACGCGUCAGGAAGUCACAGGAAAUGAAGAAAAGAAGAACGAGGAAAGUCCAAUCAGGCCGGAGAACGAGACGAAUGUAGAGGUCACCAUUUCCGAAGAGGAAGAGAGACUGAAUGAGAUCUUGAAGAGUGCCCCGUGCGAUGACGCCCUGAAGCCACUUGAAGAAGGUGUCCUAAAGAAGGAGGAAGAUAGAGGUCGAGAAGAGAAAAGUGCAUCUCUUGAAAAGAAUAUCGAGAAUGUUGACACGCGAGAAUCCGAAGAUCGGGACGAGGAGAGUAAAAAGGUUAAGGUGCAAGUCAACGAAUCUUAUACCGACAUGCAAUCAGACAUCAAGAAUGUGGUGAUAAAGAGUAAAGGAUCGCCGGAUAGACGUAACCUGAGGAAGGCAUCUCUUGAGCAGUCAAAAAUCAGUGACGAUGAGAAAAUGGAACAGUCGGAAGUAGGAAUCGUGGGACCGCCGACAGCUGUAAGCGAAUUGAUAAACGAAGAGGAACUCAGGCCGGAAUCUACAUUACCGACUGAGAGCAAACUGCAGGAUCAUGUGGCCGAGUGGGUUCAAAAUUCGUCAACGGCCGUGGACCCCACGGUCGCUGAAGAUGAAGGCGACGAAGGUCGUGGAGACUUCGAGGAGUCUACGAAGAAGAAGAAGAACGACACGACCAUAGCGACAGCCACACGGAAAUCUCAAAGGCUGGUGACAAACAUCAUCAAGAAGAGCAUCAAAUGCCUGAAUAAGAUGCACGCGAUGGAUGGAGCUGGUGGAAAUGGCAAGAGGGACGACGGUACCCAUGGAUCGCCGAAAGUACCUCAGAGCCAGCAGAACGGAGCUGCGCUACCGGAAGAAGAGGCUGGUGUCACCGCCUCGACCACCCUUAAACGCAUCGCGUCCGUUGCCAUUAAGAAGGAACCUAUAUCCGAGCCUGAGCAGGAGGCUACCGAUGUUGUUGCUGAACUCCAAAGAGACGUCAACCCCACGAGAGUGCUGAGGUCGGAAGGAGAGAGUAGAAAACGGAGGUCCACCGAUGAGGGUCUGUCGGGCAAUGAGAAUUCUGCGUCGAAAAGGGCCUGCUUCGAACAGCGCGAACACUUCAUAUCUUCGUUGGUGGGAAGCGACAAGGUGUCUGCCGAUGAGCUUGCUGCUAGGGCUGAUCAACUUAGAGCUGAAGUUCAGGCACUGGAUGAGUUAGCUCGCGCCAAGGAAAUGGAGUGGAAUGAAAUUUUGAGCAUGAGAAAGCUUAAGGAGGAAGCUUAUCUAAGAAUCGAAAGGCGACGACAGGUCGUUGGCUAUAUGGAGGGAAAUGCUCAGAUAACCAAGACACUUCCACCUGCUACUUUGGCUCUGGGUCCUGAAUGGGAUGGAAAUGGUUCCAAUACCACUACGAAUACUACCUCCGGAACGGCUGCUAAUACUCUGGCUAACAAGGAUAAGGCUGGUUACGCAUCCCAGGAGUGUUCCCAGGAUGGCUCGCAUGAUGGUUUCGUCGAGGAAUCCUUGCCUCCUACUAAAAAGGAGAAAGUCGCAAGACUUCAGUCACAUAGACAAGCAUCGCCGUCGCCAAAGCAAAGUGAGAAUGGACGUAAACAGUCGAUUGAUUCGCAGAAUCUCGAGAACAGACAGAUCGGCGAGGGUCGACAAGGUCCUAUCGUCGACGUUCGAUCCAUCAUAGCUGAUUACAGGCUGCGACAUCCUGAGACUGUUCCUAGAAGGGGUCGCAGGAUGAGGAAUUCCGUGAACGUUGGUCUCGGAGCCGGUGGUGCCAUGGUGGAAACUACAGGACACACUGUGGAUUCUCGACCCUCCAGCACGGAUUCCUGUAAGAGCAAUCCUAAUGCAGUCGACCCAAACAGCUCCAUGAGUUUCAAAGACGUUCUUGUACAAUUUGCCAAGCUCAGCCAACAACAAGGAGAACCCGUAAAAACACCGCAAAACUAUCCAGACGUAACACUUCAUCCAGUGGCACCAUCCCCAUCGCCGCAAAACACACAAUCUCAAACAGCUGGCUCUCUUCUCCAUGGCAUUCUCACAAAAUCACAAUCACCAAGGCCCACCACGUUCUCACCAACGUUGGCAAGACUUCUCACGGCUCCGGAGAGAGAACGAAGUGGUCCAGCAGCCACAUCCACGCCACAACAAACCACAGCAACGCAGCAUCUACUUCAAGCAUACCAAGGAUCGAAUCCUGUGUCCAUUAGCGAUCUUCUCUCCUCAUCCAAGGCACGAACGGAAAUAACGAUCACGCCAGUCGUUAAUGCACCAACAGUUCAAUCCCAUUCUAACAAUCUUAUUCACGUAGAUGACGUCGAAGAGGAGACGACGGUGAUCGAGGAACGUAGCAGUCGAGUAUCUUCUGGUUCCAGGGACAAUAGGGAUGAUCGUGAUAGCCCUCCUCGGUGUCAAGGAUGCCACGAGCGCGCUGCACAAUUUGUUUGUGCUGGAUGUGGAAAUCAAUGGUACUGCAGUCGUGAAUGUCAGGUGUCCGCAUGGGACGAACACUCUGAAGUCUGCUCUGGCUAAUGUGAUGCUCUCUGAUGAUGCUGCACGUGAAUUUGUGCUUACGUGAGCAAAAAGAUCCUGGCAGAAACGAGCGGAGAAAUCGAAAAUAAAUCUAGUCAAGAAAGAAAUGCCAAGAGGAAGAAGAAGAAGUAGGUGACAAGUGAAGAAAGAUGGCGGCAAAGAAAUACUGUAUAUUUUUAAGGAUCCUCAAAUAUAUAUGCGAGCUCUCAAGGUCGAUACGCUAUAGAGACAUUAAUGCAUCUUCUGUUGCAACGAAUCGAUCCUCCUGGAUGAAGUUCACUAAACGCGUUAAGAAUUUCGCCAAAUUUUCGUUCAAAUUGGAUUCCAUUGUUUCUCAAGGGCUCGAUGGAGUUUAAAUAUCGUUUGAGCGACACUGCGAUUCCGAUGAAUCCUCAAGAACUUGCCCUUUUCACCACCGUUAUUUUAUAACAUGACAGACAACACGUAUCGCCCAUUAGCCCGCAGGAGAAAGCAAGGAAUCAAGAUUACAUGAAAAACAAAGAGGCGAAAGCAUAUGCAUUCUUCCUAUACAAAUUAUUUUCUCAGUUCUACGUCGUAAAUAGCAAUUCGUGAGUUUUAAUUUUACAAUUUUCCGUUUUCUUCAUCCUUUUUUUUUCUCGAUAAUUUAUUUAGAAUAUCACUACUUAAGGGCAAUAGCAUCGCUAGAAAAAAAGGACACUGUGAAAUUUCCAGGCACUCCGAAAUUCUAAUGUGACAAAAGUUUACCUGAAAAGCGAACACGGGAUAGAGGAUAGAAAUAAGUUAAAUCUUUCCCAGAUAUUCCCCAAAGUUAUGCUGUUACGAAUUUUCACUCGGGUCACAGAAUGAGAUGACCAAGUAAACAUGACACACUACGCACACAGUAUGCAACUAAACAAUGGAGUGUUAACACGAAUGGGAGAGAACAGUGUAUACUACGCGCUUAUUGUACAUAAUUUUAUACAGAUUUGCAGCAACGUUCGUUUAUUUGGUGGGACUGCGAGAAGGGCGGUCAAAAGUGAGUGCCAUGAUGAGCAUAAAGUUCAUUUCUCCGAGAUUAGUUUAAUCGCGUCGGAUAGUUGUUAGAGAUUAGAAUGUAAACAGUUUAAGGGAUAAUGAAGGGAAGAAAGAAAAAUAAGGAAGCCACAAGCGGUUGUGCUGUUUUAACGUGUGCGUUUGUGCGUUAUUAUUUCUUUUUUUUUCUUCUUUUCCUUUAACUUUUCUAAUUUUCUUCCUCCCUUCGACGCAUUUGAGCUUGUAUUUCUUUUGUUUUCUCUUUUUAAUUCCAUUGACACUGCGUGUACAUUUGGCGCGAAUGCAAGUUUAUUUUCCUGCGUAUAUUUACAUGUGGAGAUUUACGUUGCGCUUUUCAGCGGCAUAUACUUUAGCUAAUUUCUCAAAAUGUGUAUGAUAUAUGCAACGAUUCAUCUCACUUAGGAUAAAUAAUAGACGUACAGGGACACUACACACGUACCAGACACCAUACUAUUUUAUACAAUAUUUGUUACCAACGUGUAAAUUAGUCUUAAAGAAAACGUUAGUAUUGUAGCUUAGGACAUAAGAUGUUUUUUUUCUUUUAUAAUUCAGUUGGUAUCGUAUCAAGUCGUUUUAGGUUUAAUAUUUGUUGAUAGGUUAUAUCUGAAUGAUGAUUCUCCCGAAUAUAAUCUGUAGCCCAAAGUUCCUACAGGUACACGUAACAUUAUAUAUUUUUCCCAUUUACGAGGCAAACCGAAAUAAAGAAAAUUUUUAAUCGUA